AUGCAGUCCUUGCGCUCGGCACACAACGGCAGUAUUAUGGAAACCUUCCGCUACAUGGUGCAGCGCGAGGGGUUCUUCAGACCCAUCCGCGGCAUGUCGGCCGUGGUGAUGGGCGCCGGGCCGGCCCACGCCUGCUUCUUCGCCACCUACGAGCAGAGCAAACACACGCUGUCCCAGCUCACGAGGCAUCGACACGACCACAUCAUACACGGGUUGUCGGGCUGCCUCGCCUCGCUGGUCCACGACGCCGUCUCCAACCCCACUGAAGUGGUGAAGCAGCGGCUGCAGAUGCUCAACUCCCCGUACCGCGGCGUGUGGGAGUGCGCGCGCGGCGUGUACCGCGCCGAGGGCCUGCGCGCCUUCUACCGCUCGUACGGCACGCAGGUGGCCAUGAACGUGCCCUUCCAGGCCGUGCACCUCGUCACCUACGAGUGGGUGCAGGGGCUGCUCAACCCGCGGCGCUCGUACGAGCCGCGCGCGCACCUGGCGGCCGGCGCGCUGGCCGGGGCGCUGGCCGCCGCCGCCACCACGCCGCUGGACGUGUGCAAGACGGUGCUCAACACGCAGGAGGGCAGCGCGCGCGCCGAGGGCCUGGCCGCCGCCGCCGCGCUCGUGCUGCGGGCCGGCGGGCUGCGGGCCUUCUUCCGCGGCGUGCGGGCGCGCGUGCUCUACCAGAUGCCCGCCGCCGCCAUCUGCUGGCUCACCUACGAGACGCUCAAGCAUGCGCUGCUCACUUUCGACAUGGAGGAGAGCGGCCCCUGUGCGGGGUCGGCGGGGCCGGGCGCGGGGAGUGGCGCGGCGGGGGCGGGGACGGCGGGGGGACCCCUCGCGUGCGCCGCGCUCAGGCUGGCCGCCGCGGACGUGCCCGGACCACUCACCAGGACGUAG
Danaus chrysippus (African queen) is the source of this 888-nucleotide messenger RNA. The record is from the annotation of a GenBank genome assembly. NCBI's taxonomy places the organism in Eukaryota, Metazoa, Arthropoda, Insecta, Lepidoptera, Nymphalidae.